This is a messenger RNA of Ascoidea rubescens DSM 1968, 1373 nucleotides long. RefSeq names its product tRNA-dihydrouridine(20) synthase (NAD(+)) (gene SMM1). NCBI's taxonomy places the organism in Eukaryota, Fungi, Ascomycota, Saccharomycetes, Ascoideales, Ascoideaceae. The coding region runs from base 145 to 1266 and encodes 373 amino acids. The record is from RefSeq and is a predicted model, not a curated record. The transcript has a single exon. Gene Ontology annotation, molecular function: tRNA dihydrouridine synthase activity; flavin adenine dinucleotide binding. Gene Ontology annotation, biological process: tRNA dihydrouridine synthesis. Gene Ontology annotation, cellular component: cytoplasm.
CUCUGGAAUUUGUUUUUGAUCGACAACACUAGUUUUUUUUUAUUUUUUUAUUUUUUUUUUAUUCUAAAGAUUACAAAUAUCUUCCAUCUUUCGUACCUCUACAACCACUGCUUCUGGCUUUUCUACUUUUCGUCUCAUCUCGUCAUGGUCAAUUACAAAGGCGCUUUCGUGUUGGCUCCCAUGGUCAGAAUAGGUGAGCUUCCCACUCGACUCCUCGCUCUCAAGUAUGGUGCUGAUCUAGUAUGGGGACCUGAAAUCAUCGACAGAAAACUUAUUUCAUGUAAGAGAAUUGAAAACACAAAACUUGGAACAAUAGAUUUUCUCUCUACAUCUGGAAAUACUAAAAUACCUGGUGUGACCAAUUUGGUCUUUAGAACUUGUCCUAAACUAGAAUCUCAAAAGUUGAUAUUUCAAAUGGGCACUGCAAACCCUGAAUUGGCUGUGAAAGCUGCUAAAUUGAUCAUAAACGAUGUUGAUGGCAUAGAUAUCAACGCAGGCUGUCCAAAACACUUUUCUAUUCAUGCUGGAAUGGGUGCUGCACUAUUAAAAACUCCAGAUCUUCUUUUUCUGAUUCUUUCAAGCCUUGUCGACCAAAUUGGCAAGCCAUAUAACAAACCUAUUUCUGUCAAAAUAAGACUUUUGGAAAACAAACAGGACACCCUCAAUCUAGUCUCAAAAUUGUUGCAGUCUGGUAUAUCAAACCUAACCAUCCAUUGCAGAACCCAAACAAUGAGAAACAGAGAAUUUCCCAUCAGAGACUACUUGGAUGAAAUCAUUCAGCAAUGUAGACAGAACAAUGUUUCAUGCAUAAUCAAUGGUCAAAUCCAAAGCAAAAAUGAUUACCUAGCUCUCCAAACAAAAUAUGGCUCAGAUGUCGGCGCCAUGAUAGCUGAAGCUGCUGAAUCAAAUCCCUCAGUAUUCAACGACUCUCCCUCCAACUGGCAAUCCGUCAUAAAAGAAUUUGUUCACCUUUCUUCUACCUUUGAUAACUGGUUGGGCAACUCUAAAUAUUGUCUCUUGAAAAUAAUUCCAGGAAAACAUCCACUUUAUUCUCAAAUUGCAAGAGCAAAAACACAUCACGAUCUACUCAAACUUGUAUCCGAAUUAGAAAUUAAUACCGCCAUCACCAACAACAACAAAAAUAAUAAUAAUAAUAAAAACAACAAUAACAAUUCCCAAAAUAAAAGAAAAUUGCAAUCCGAUUCUUCAAAGGCAAAAUUGGAGAAAAAAUUAAAAAUAAACUCCACCAAAUCGAUCUCCGUCUAAUAAUUUCCAAUUAUUUUCUUCUUUCAAUGACUGGAAAUCAGUAGUCUCCAACUAACCACUUAUAUAAAACUAUACUAUACAUCUACGUGUUUCUAAUCGGAAUUGUC